Puccinia graminis f. sp. tritici CRL 75-36-700-3 is the source of this 3102-nucleotide messenger RNA. RefSeq lists its product as uncharacterized. Gene Ontology annotation, biological process: proteolysis. Bases 1 to 2736 code for a protein of 911 amino acids. Gene Ontology annotation, cellular component: cell wall; cytosol; membrane. The transcript has 19 exons. The record is from RefSeq and is a predicted model, not a curated record. NCBI's taxonomy places the organism in Eukaryota, Fungi, Basidiomycota, Pucciniomycetes, Pucciniales, Pucciniaceae. Gene Ontology annotation, molecular function: tripeptidyl-peptidase activity; serine-type endopeptidase activity.
AUGCACUGUUUUUCAUUCUUGCGGAAUAUUGCGAUCUACACCUGGACAAUCAGCUUCAACUUCACUCCCAGCUCCGGGAAACUACAUGGUCAGUCUGUAACCAGAUACGUCGUGGAAUAUCAAAACCACCAUGCACUCGUUCAAAAUCAAACAGCUUACUUCAGGAAUUUAUUGGAAACGCACUUGAAGAGCAACAACAUCGGGUUCAAUGACAUUACGCCGUUCAAUGAAGCCCCCAGCAUUUUUUCCGGCUUCUCACUUUCAGUUCACACUCCACACAAUCCAAAAACCAUCAAAGCGGCCUCCUUUGUCAAAGCAAUCUUUCCCGUUCUGCCAGUCGCACGCCCGGUCUUUCUGCACACACCCAGAGUUCUCAACACUCUACAGGUGGGGAAUCCGGCGGAUGUUUUCGAGCCUCAUGUUCAAGUUGGCAUAUCACGUCUACACAAAAAGGGAUAUCGAUGCAAAGGGAUCAACAUAGCCGUCAUUGACACUGGCUGCGAUUGUCAACAUCCGGCCUUGGGAAAAGGCUUCGGGAAAGGAUUUAAGAUUGCGAAAGGAUACGAUUUUGUGGGCGACGCUUACAAUGGAUCGAACCUGCCGAUACCCGAUGACAAUCCAUGCACGUCUUGUGCUCUGCAUGGUACUCACAUCAUGGGUGUUCUCGCCGCUAACGAGAAUACUAUGGGCUUUCGAGGAGUAUGUCCAGAUGCAACAAUGUCCUCGUACCGAAUAUUUGGCUGUGAGGAAAAUACAAACGACGAACUGGUCGCUUCAGCCUUGCUGCGAGCGUACAAGGAUGGGGCCGAUGUUUUCUCGUUAUCUGUUGGCGCCCCCGGUGGUUGGGCUGGGGGAUCGAUAGCAGCAGUCAUAGCCAGCCGGAUAGCCAAAAGGCGCGCAGUCGUAGUCUCGGCUGGAAACCUGGGCGAUGAAGGUAUGUUCUUUGCCACCUCGCCAUCCACCGGCACCGGCGCGAUCUCGGUAGGAAGUGUCCAAUCGACAGCCCUUGUAUCAUAUCCUUUCACGACUUCCCUCACUGGCUCCCGAACUUUCAACUACUUUGCUACCUUUACUAUGGAGCCUGGAACCUUUCCUGUAUACCCGAUAAGCUCUACGAAGGAUGGCCUGGAUGACGCCUGUACACCGUUACCAGCCAAUCUACCUAAUCUAUCGCAACACAUCGCAUUAGUCAGGCGUUCCGAAACACACGCAUGCACAUUCGAAACCCAAUUGGGCCACUUGCUCAAGAAAGGCACACACAAGAUCCUUUGGGCCAAUGUUUGUUACACAUUUUUCUUGCCUUCAUUGAUUGACCAUUGUUUUUUUGACUAUCUGUUGGGUGUUGCUACCCCGGUUCAACUUAGAAUAACUCUUUCCCAGAAUACGUCGCGCGUGAUGCUUGCUGCCCCCGACAGCGGCAAAGUUAGUCCGUUCUCCAACUAUGGUCCCAUGUUCGAUCUCGAAUCACCGCAGCCUGGGGUACUUGGAGUUGGGGGCAACGUCCUAUCCACUUACCCCGUAUCCGAAGGUUCAUUUGCUAUCGCCUCAGGAACGUCUAUCUCCGCGCCACAGAUGGCGGGUAUUGCAGCUCUGGUGAUCAGUACGCAAGGGAAAAACAUCAAUCCACAUGAAAUUUACACCCGGAUCGCUUCCUCAGCGACGCCUGUUUCAAAUUUCAGCGAAACUGGUAUUCUGGAAUCCGUAUGUCAUCAGGGUGCAGGCCUAGUCAACGCUUGGUGUGCCGCAAUGGCGACCACUGUGGUUUCAACUCAUUCAUUUUCUCUAAAUGAUACCCUCCACUUCAACGGGACGCAGUCUUUCUCUAUUACAAAUAAAGGCAAACGAUCUGUUUCAUAUACCGUCGAGCAUGUCACUGCUGGAACCGCCCUCACUUUUUCCGAAACCAACGUAGCAAACCGAUGGCCAGUGCCGCUCAUUCCUGGCACUGCAGACGUGUCUUUCUCAGUCUAUGAAUUUGUGCUCCGCCCAGGCCAAACUCGCAAGCUCCAAGUGAAAUUCAAAGCGCCUUUAGGUCUAGAAGAAAUCUCGCUUCCAGUUUAUUCAGGUUUCGUGAUCCUUAAAUCCGACACAGAAUGCGAGAGCCACACUAUCCCUUACUAUGGAGUAGGUGCAGCAUUGAAACAGCGACCAGUGCUCGACUAUGGAUAUAGCUACCAAGACAAUUAUACUUUACCCGCACUAGAUAGUGGUUUGACUGGAUUGCCGGUCGAGGAGGGACAUACCUUCACUUUGCAAGGGCUUGAUGUCCCAAUUGUUGAAUAUCGAUUAGCGUUCGGAACUCCUUUGGUUCUAUUUCACAUUGUCAAAGGGGACACUGUUAUACCAACAUCUCUUUUACCUCAACAAUCUUCACAAGAAAAAGCACCCAACCCAGAACCGCAUCCCGCAACAACCCCUCCACCCUCUCCUAAAGUUUCUUCUCAAGACAGUACCGCCAACUCGCCACAAAAUGGGUCAAUUAAGCCGUUUGAACAAUUACAAAGAUGGAAGCCAAGACAUGCGUUGGCUGACGCUGCUUCAAUCGCUUUCAGCGGGAAGAUAUAUGACUUGAGUGUUGCGAACUAUCAUCACGCUAAACCGAUAACAGUCCCAGACGGAAAAUAUCGAAUUCUAGUGAGGGCUCUACGAGUGACAGGCGACCCUCGAGAAGAAGAGGAUUAUGAGGCCUGGCUUUCACCGAUUUUCACCAUCCGUCGUUCCAACCAAAAGCCUUAAUAAGCCGAUAACCCACUAAUCUGCCUGUCAUAUCAUAUAUCUCUCAAAACAAUCCAACUCAACAAGCCUUCCUACCUUCGCCUUUUAUGUAUUCUGAAUUUCCGCGGAGCGUACUGGAUUUCAAGCCCUCCAAAACUGCAGCUGGUUCUAGUCUAUUUCGAUUUACCGUGUUCAAAUCAACUGCCGGAAGAUCAUUUCCAAUCAAAAGACAUUUCAAGCUUCAUCAGUUUUCUUGCCUAUUUGUAAACUUCACAAAACUUAAUCACCACCUCAUUUCUUCAAUUUCUUGUUCAAUAGAAAACCCCUGAAUUCCGGGCCUACAUGUGCAAACAAUUCCUUAGGUCUGCUUUGCUCAAUCAUAGAGGA